Messenger RNA from Homo sapiens (human), 3018 nucleotides. It is a transcript of the gene ARTN, whose product is annotated as artemin. Lineage: Eukaryota; Metazoa; Chordata; Mammalia; Primates; Hominidae. The record is from RefSeq and is a predicted model, not a curated record. Gene Ontology annotation, molecular function: glial cell-derived neurotrophic factor receptor binding; growth factor activity; signaling receptor binding. Gene Ontology annotation, cellular component: extracellular region. The transcript has 3 exons. The coding region runs from base 1857 to 2543 and encodes 228 amino acids. Gene Ontology annotation, biological process: peripheral nervous system development; lymphocyte migration into lymphoid organs; nervous system development.
AGACAAGGCCCGGGGGCUCCGCCAGCAGCAGGUCCCUCGGGCCCCAGCCCUCGCUGCCACCCGGGCCUGGAGCCCCACACCCGAGGUAAGCCAGCCCACUUGCCUGUUUCUGGUCCCAGCCCUGGAUGGACGCUCUUGGGCUGGGGGAGAGGACAGGACCACCCCCCUCCUCUCCUUUCUUGCAUCCUCCCUCUCUUGGGCCCUCGGCACAGUUCUCCGCCCCUCCCAGCCCCUCAGUCCCUCUUGUCGCUUGUUGGACUGUGCUGGCCUUGCCGGCCCACUGUAAUGUGAGGCUCCCGCUGCCGCUACAGGGUGCAGACUGGCUGCCAAGGCCACACUUUUGGCUAAAAGAGGCACUGCCAGGUGUACAGUCCUGGGCAUGCGCUGUUUGAGCUUCGGGGGAGAGCCCAGCACUGGUCCCCGGAAAGGUGCCUAGAAGAACAAGGUGCAGGACCCCGUGGUGAGUAGCGGGCUGGUGGAUGGGGAGGCAAGGGCCAGAGAACCAAAUGGCCCUAGACCACAAGGAGGUAGGAGGCAGGGCCUGAGCUGCCCUCAAGAGACCUGCUCCCGGGCUCCCCCUAGCGCAGAGGGCUCCUAAGGCUGCCCUGCCUGCCUUUCCCUCCAUCACGGACAACAGUCACUGGCCUGGCUCGGAGGCCUUGAUUCCACUUAGCCAAGAGGCACACACCAGGACCUGGAGGACAACCCCGGGAAGGCCUGGGGGUCUGUUCCACAGGUGUGCAGGCAUUCUGUGUGCUAAAGGAUGGGGAUGAGGGUGGUAGCUGGGACCCAAGAGGAGGCUGGCUAAUGAGGACUUACGAAGGCUCUAGGGCCCCAAAAGGGUGUUUGGGAGUGCUAGCAGUGGGAGCUCAGGAAGGCUGGCUGGGAUCAGGAACGAUGGCUCAAGGGGGAAACUUCUAGGAGCAUGACUAGGCUGCCAGAUCCAUAGGAGGCUGGGAGGGGGACAGACCUAGACCAGCUCCCAGGGUGGCUCAGCUCUCAGAGACCAGGCUGGUAUGGAAGCCUAGCUGGCCCUCCUGGGAGUGGCUCAGGCCUGAGUGUAGCUGAGGGGAUGGAAAAGCCCACCCUGCUUGGAAUCUGCAGGCUUGGCAGACUCUGCCCCCUUGUGGCCACAGGAAGCCAUGACCCAGGCCCCAUGUUUUCAGAGGGCCCAUUAGCUCCCACCAUCCCCCGGCUCUGUGGUCAUCGAGGGACACCUAUAGUCAGAGGAGAGAACUCAGGUGGCUCUGGGUCCAGAACACAGUUCACAGAGGGGCGAGGUGAAGCAGCUCUGGGUGGGCAGCACAGGCUGAGGCUUGGGGCUCACUAUCAUUAGAUAACUCUUAGAGUGACCAGCUAGCACCCUAAUUCUUCUCCAGCCCUCAGCUUCCUCUCCGGCAGCCUGGGGUGAAGGCCUCUGUAGGACCAAGUGUGUCCAGCUAUAACUCCUUCCAGCCACUUCUGGCAUCUCCAGACCUACAACGCAGAGCAGGAAGGUUCUGGGAAAAGAGGACCCCUCUCUCCCCUCCAGCUGUGUGACCUUGUAACCUUAGACAACCUCUGAGCUUCUCUGAGCCUUGUUUGCUCAUCUGGAAAAAGGGGAUUAAACCAUUUACCUCAUGGAGUUGUGAAAGAAUAGCUGCAAAGCACCUAACACAUAGUAAGGUUCCCAGUGCAGCUACUUCUGCUGGGUUGAGUCUAGCUGUGUAGGCCCCUUGUUCCUCACCUGGAGAAACUGGGGUGGCAGGCCGGUCCCCCACAAAAGAUAACUCAUCUCUUAAUUUGCAAGCUGCCUCAACAGGAGGGUGGGGGAACAGCUCAACAAUGGCUGAUGGGCGCUCCUGGUGUUGAUAGAGAUGGAACUUGGACUUGGAGGCCUCUCCACGCUGUCCCACUGCCCCUGGCCUAGGCAGCAGGCUCCACUUGGUCUCUCCGCGCAGCCUGCCCUGUGGCCCACCCUGGCCGCUCUGGCUCUGCUGAGCAGCGUCGCAGAGGCCUCCCUGGGCUCCGCGCCCCGCAGCCCUGCCCCCCGCGAAGGCCCCCCGCCUGUCCUGGCGUCCCCCGCCGGCCACCUGCCGGGGGGACGCACGGCCCGCUGGUGCAGUGGAAGAGCCCGGCGGCCGCCGCCGCAGCCUUCUCGGCCCGCGCCCCCGCCGCCUGCACCCCCAUCUGCUCUUCCCCGCGGGGGCCGCGCGGCGCGGGCUGGGGGCCCGGGCAGCCGCGCUCGGGCAGCGGGGGCGCGGGGCUGCCGCCUGCGCUCGCAGCUGGUGCCGGUGCGCGCGCUCGGCCUGGGCCACCGCUCCGACGAGCUGGUGCGUUUCCGCUUCUGCAGCGGCUCCUGCCGCCGCGCGCGCUCUCCACACGACCUCAGCCUGGCCAGCCUACUGGGCGCCGGGGCCCUGCGACCGCCCCCGGGCUCCCGGCCCGUCAGCCAGCCCUGCUGCCGACCCACGCGCUACGAAGCGGUCUCCUUCAUGGACGUCAACAGCACCUGGAGAACCGUGGACCGCCUCUCCGCCACCGCCUGCGGCUGCCUGGGCUGAGGGCUCGCUCCAGGGCUUUGCAGACUGGACCCUUACCGGUGGCUCUUCCUGCCUGGGACCCUCCCGCAGAGUCCCACUAGCCAGCGGCCUCAGCCAGGGACGAAGGCCUCAAAGCUGAGAGGCCCCUGCCGGUGGGUGAUGGAUAUCAUCCCCGAACAGGUGAAGGGACAACUGACUAGCAGCCCCAGAGCCCUCACCCUGCGGAUCCCAGCCUAAAAGACACCAGAGACCUCAGCUAUGGAGCCCUUCGGACCCACUUCUCACAGACUCUGGCACUGGCCAGGCCUCGAACCUGGGACCCCUCCUCUGAUGAACACUACAGUGGCUGAGGCAUCAGCCCCCGCCCAGGCCCUGUAGGGACAGCAUUUGAAGGACACAUAUUGCAGUUGCUUGGUUGAAAGUGCCUGUGCUGGAACUGGCCUGUACUCACUCAUGGGAGCUGGCCCCUAUUUAUUAUUUCUAAGUUAUUUAUUUA